GUGACUACGUUUGCAACUCCCGAGGUUUCUGUCUCUCCUUCUUGCUGUAAUAGUCAGUGAGUGGUGGCACAGUGCGCACCAACCUCCACUGUCCAAGGAGAUCACACACAAACGCUGCGCAGACUCCUCUCUUUCUCUCUCUGGAUUUGCUUCACUCUCUCCAUGUCUCUAUCCGAUUAAUAGCUUUCGCUUUGCUUUUUUACUGGGGUCUGCUGCUUCCAUUUCCUUCUUUCUUGAAGCUACUACAGAGCUACAUCCAAUACAAAGCACGCGUCUUUCUGCUCAUUUUCCUCUUCCCCAACGAACCCAUUGCGGGUUUGUACACUCAAUACUUUGUUAACUGAAAGUCAGAAGUAGACUGGAUAUUUUGGUUCAAUUUGAGUUGGGCGACGAAUCGGCUAGUGUGUGACGAUAUUCGAUGGAUCCACCGGCGAUUAUGAAUGAUGGGUCCUACAAUUUGGCGGAGAUCUGGCAGUUUCCUGUCAAUGGUAACGGAAGAAGUCAGUUUGGGCAGAGUCUGGGUAUUCAGUUUGGGGAUUCCAACCGAGAAGUUUUGUGUUGUGAUCCGAUGAAUUUGGAACAAAGAGGAAACCGUGGUGGUGGCACCGCCGGUGCAAGAAAACGGCGUGAUGUCGUGGAGGAUGAUUCCGCGAAGGUCGUUUCUUCAAGCAAUGUCAAUGGCAAUAGCAAUGGAUUGAGCAAUUAUGAUACAAAAAAGCUUAAAACAUCUGGAAAUAGAGAUGAGAAUGGCAAUUCCAAAACUGAUGCAGAACCCAGUUCAGGCAAGCAUGUGGAACAGAAUGGUCAACCACCAGAACCACCUAAACAAGAUUACAUACACGUACGAGCAAGAAGGGGUCAAGCUACUGAUAGCCAUAGUCUAGCAGAAAGAGCUAGGAGAGAAAAGAUAAGCGAAAGGAUGAAAAUUCUGCAGGAUCUAGUCCCUGGUUGUAAUAAGGUUAUUGGCAAAGCCCUGGUCCUUGAUGAGAUUAUUAAUUAUAUCCAAUCAUUACAACGUCAGGUUGAGUUCCUAUCAAUGAAGCUUGAAGCUGUAAAUUCAAGAGUGAUCCCUGAUAUUGAAGCAUUUCCGUCUAAAGAUUUUGGCCAACAAGCCUACGAUACUACUGGCGUGGCAUUUGGUUCACAAGCCACAAGGGAAUACGGCCGCGGUACAGCACUGGAUUGGUUGCAUAUGCAGGUUGGUGGUUUUGAAAGAACGUCAUGAUCUGAAAAGAUAAUCAUCAAUGGUAAUAAGAGCGUCAAGUAGCAAUACUUCUUCCUUCAGUUGCUGUCAGAAUAUAUACCCCACUAUGUUAAAUCAAAGACACGACAUAUUUCAUUUUCAACAUCAGACAUUCAGACUUGGAGCUACUGUUGGUCUAAAACGACUGCUCUGGUACUGCCUAAACAUCUCCAUUCAUUGGUGUGUUGGAAAAUGAUUCUUUACUCCAUAUAUCUCUUGGCAAGCUUCUCGUUCUUCUCUGUACGAGUACCUGAAUAGUGCCAUUUAGAACUGAGCAUCUGUCUUGUAAAAGGAAGUUGUUUGUUCAAAAAUUCUUAAUGCCCAUAUAUUGUAUAAACCUUGUUUUCAACCUUGAACUUGUUGAGAAGCUGAAGCUUGUCCAAUAAAGUAAGCAUAUUAAGAGCUCUGUAUCUUUGUAAGUCUCGAUUUGAUAAAUCAUAGCAAUUAUAUCCUUGAUCAUCCUUGUUUCA
This is a messenger RNA of Manihot esculenta (cassava), 1713 nucleotides long. RefSeq names its product transcription factor BHLH089. Lineage: Eukaryota; Viridiplantae; Streptophyta; Magnoliopsida; Malpighiales; Euphorbiaceae. Gene Ontology annotation, biological process: regulation of DNA-templated transcription. The record is from RefSeq and is a predicted model, not a curated record. Gene Ontology annotation, molecular function: DNA-binding transcription factor activity; protein dimerization activity. Gene Ontology annotation, cellular component: nucleus. The transcript has 6 exons. The coding region runs from base 419 to 1225 and encodes 268 amino acids.